CCCUCCAGAGCGCCCAUGGAGGGGUCCGCCUACCCGGGGGAGGAGGAGGAGGAGGAGGAAGAGGAGGUGGAGCCGCCUUACGGCCGCGGCGCCCACUCGUGCUCCUCCCUCAUCCGCCUCGAGCAGGAGGCCAAGCGCAGGAAACGGGCGCGGCAGCAGCAGCGCCGGCUCUACACCAUCAUGCCAGGGAGGCAGGACAGUGAUGAGGAUGUGUUGGACCUAUCUGAAUACACCAAGAAUCAACCGUGGUGGCGCAAACUAUUUGGACCAAGUUCAACUUCCAACGAGGAAAAAUACAAUGUGGCCACCCAGCUGGCGAUUGGAGGCGUCACAGGAUGGUGCACUGGAUUCAUCUUCCAGAAGGUUGGCAAACUAGCAGCGACCGCAGUGGGAGGAGGCUUCUUUCUGCUCCAGCUUGCAAACCACACGGGGUACGUCAAGAUCGACUGGAAGAUGGUCGAGCGAGACGUGACCAAAGCUAAGAAGCACCUGAAGUUUUCUGGGAGCACCUCCAGCAAGCUGGCGCCAGAGGUGAAGAGCCAAUUCGAUGAGGCGGUCAGUUUUCUGAAGAGGAACGUCCUGCUGUCCGGAGGCUUCGUCGGUGGCUUCUUGCUUGGCAUGGCUUCUUAGGAAAAUCCCACCCAACCUGCCUUCCCACCGGCUGGUCUCGCGGCCAUCUCCCGCUCGGCUCCUCCACUGCCCGAUUAGCCCGCUGAAGCAUCCAGCCCUCCCGACUUGCCUUCCUUUUGAUAACCUGCAAAGUAGCAACCGGAAACGCCACCGCUAGCCUUUUUCUCUCCCCCUCCCCACACCUCCUAUUUUGCUCCUCCUUUUUAAUUUGAUACAGGAGGGAAUUUGGAUCGAGCUGCAAGAUGUGUUCGAUCCCUGCCUGAGAUGCCAGAAAUCUGCAGAAUUCCCCUUCCCUCCCGCACAUGUAUUUUAUUUUAUUUUUCCUUUACUGGCAUGACCUAGACAACUUACUGUGGAAGGACCCAUAGCACCUGCUUACGUGUUCGCCUUCUCAUGAAGCGUCAAGAGUAUCUCCUAGCAGAACCAAGGAAGCAAAGAGAUCAACAGGACGGGACAAGAGAGCAUGUCCUGAAAUAACUGCCAUCCUGGCUUCCUAACAAAGCGCCUGAGAGCAACAGCUUUUCUUGGACUCGCUCAUCCAAGUUGUCGGUUUUUUUUUUUUAAUUUAUACUACAAGAUUGCUGGAAUAAUCUGUGGAAACUCUUUCAACUCUGCUGUGUGGGAUUCUCUAUAGUCCUCUUAUGUGACCAGAGGCCUAGAAGACUCGGUAGCGCUGCCUUCUCAAGGAAAACUAUUUUAAAAACUGGGGUCUCUCUAGUGGAACGGCUGCAGGAUUAGAGUCUGGCGUUUGCAGCUGUUAAAAAGAUAAAUUUUUAGUACUGGUAGCAACUGCUAGCGAAUCCCAGGAGCGGAAUGAACAUGGAUGGCCUCGACCGUCUGGUUCAGAACUCCUGGGCGGUGGGGUGCAGGGUGAAGGGGGAGCUGGGAAGGUUUGCUUAUGCCUGGAGCUCUGCAUAGGGGAGUUAACUUUAGCCCAGAGAAAAAGCAGCCAAAUUCCUGAGCUCCGUUGCCUUAAAGUUUGUUUCCCUUUAUAGGAAUUGCAAUAUUGAGCAGAAAAGAUACGCUUUCAGGUGUGUGCUUUUCUCCCGAAGUUCUUGCCAUCUUAAUUGUGGGAUAGCAACAUUAGCUCGUAGAAUGGAAGUUCCUAUAAACGCAUACAUUAUUGAAUAACAGCA
Messenger RNA from Ahaetulla prasina, 1766 nucleotides. It is a transcript of the gene FUNDC2, whose product is annotated as FUN14 domain containing 2. Gene Ontology annotation, cellular component: mitochondrial outer membrane. Lineage: Eukaryota; Metazoa; Chordata; Lepidosauria; Squamata; Colubridae. The record is from RefSeq and is a predicted model, not a curated record. The transcript has 5 exons. Gene Ontology annotation, biological process: autophagy of mitochondrion. The coding region runs from base 16 to 630 and encodes 204 amino acids.